CCAUGGGCAACAGCGCGGGCCGCAGCGACUUCGAGUGGGUCUACACCGACCAGCCCCACACGCAGCGGCGCAAGGAGAUGCUCGCCAAGUACCCGGCCAUCAAGGCGCUGAUGCGGCCCGACCCGCGGCUCAAGUGGACGGUGCUGGGGCUGGUGCUGGUGCAGCUGGGCGCCUGCUGGCUGGUGCAGGGGCUGGCCUGGCGCUGGCUGUUCUUCUGGGCCUACGCCUUCGGGGGCUGCGUGAACCACUCGCUGACGCUGGCCAUCCACGACAUCUCCCACAACACGGCCUUCGGCACGGGCCGCGCCACGCACAACCGCUGGUUUGCUGUCUUCGCCAACCUGCCGGUGGGCUUGCCCUACGCCGCCUCCUUCAAGAAGUACCACGUGGACCACCACCGCUACCUGGGCGGCGACGGGCUGGACGUGGACGUGCCCACGCGCCUGGAGGGCUGGCUCUUCUGCACGCCGGCGCGCAAGCUGCUCUGGCUGGCCCUGCAGCCCUUCUUCUAUUCGCUGCGGCCACUCUGCGUGAACCCCAAGGCCCUGACCCGCAUGGAGGUGCUCAACGCCCUGGUGCAGCUGGCCGCCGACGCCGCCAUCUUCGCCCUGUGGGGGCUCAAGCCCGUGGUCUACCUGCUGGCCAGCUCCCUGCUGGGCCUGGGCCUGCACCCCAUCUCGGGACACUUUGUGGCCGAGCACUACAUGUUCCUGAAGGGCCACGAGACCUACUCCUACUACGGGCCCCUCAACUGGAUCACCUUCAACGUGGGCUACCACAUGGAGCACCAUGACUUCCCCAGCAUCCCCGGCUGCAACCUGCCCCUGGUGCGGAAGAUUGCGCCCGAGUACUACGACCACCUGCCCCAGCACCACUCGUGGGUGAAGGUGCUCUGGGACUUCGUGUUCGAGGACUCCCUGGGGCCCUAUGCCAGGGUGAAGCGGGUGUGCAAGCUGGCAGAGGACCGCCUGUGAGCCGCCUGGCCGGUGCCCAUGUGGACGCGCUGACCUGCUGGGGAGCCGGCCGUGCCCGUGCUCCCUCAGCCUGCUGCCUGGACCGGUUUGGCCACUUUUGGCUCCUGCACCUUGUUCUGCUGCUCUCGUGCCCGGGGCCCUGGGGACCUGCCUGGGGACAGUGAACACAGACACCCGGAAGCUUGGUCUGCUUGUGGCUCGCUGAUGGCCCCAGGCCAGACCCUUCCUGGGCGGCCCCUGCACGGCCUGGCCCCUCCUGGGCGCCGCCCUUGGGCCUCAUUUCUCUGGUGUUCUGCCCUCCAUUAAAUUUAGCAUGUAUUUUCAUCCCCACGGACUGGCCUCCAGGAGGUGGUCUUGGCUCCAGUCUGGGCCUGAGGAUGAGGUCCAGCUGGCCCCGCUGGGCGGUGUAGGCCCCAAAUCAUGCCCCACCUGCUCCCCACCCUUUGGGGGCUGCAGUUUCUUGCACACCCUGUCCUGAGGGCCCUGCCAGUGUGCCCAGUGCUGUGGGCCGCAGCCUGUCCGAGGCACACGUGGUCCCCCCACCCCUCCUCCGCCCCGUCCCUAUAACCAGCCUCGGAGCCCUUCCUUGCUUUCCCCGGCUGAGCCCUGCAGGCACAGCCUCCCUGCGUGUGCCCGCCUCGAGCCUGCCACCAUGAGUCCACACUGCAGAGCCUCCCCUGACCCCCAGAGGG
Condylura cristata (star-nosed mole) is the source of this 1666-nucleotide messenger RNA. RefSeq names its product delta(4)-desaturase, sphingolipid 2 (gene DEGS2). NCBI's taxonomy places the organism in Eukaryota, Metazoa, Chordata, Mammalia, Eulipotyphla, Talpidae. Gene Ontology annotation, biological process: ceramide biosynthetic process; sphinganine metabolic process. The record is from RefSeq and is a predicted model, not a curated record. The transcript is spliced from 3 exons. Gene Ontology annotation, cellular component: membrane. Bases 3 to 974 code for a protein of 323 amino acids. Gene Ontology annotation, molecular function: sphingolipid delta-4 desaturase activity.